AUGGGGUGUGGCGCAAGUAUACCAGUUCAAGACGAACAAGAUCCGUUCUUGCAAGACAAACAAAUCAACGAUGCCAUAGAACAAUCCUUACACUUGAACAAAGCCAAUGCUAAAAACGGCGUCAAGUUGUUAUUACUAGGCGCAGGUGAAAGUGGUAAAUCAACGGUAUUGAAACAACUCAAGCUAUUACACAAGGGAGGAUUCUCACACCAAGAACGAAUGCAAUAUUCAAACAUUAUAUGGUGUGACGUGAUUCAAAGUAUGAAAAUCUUGAUUAUUCAAGCUCGAAAAUUGAAAAUCCGUCUAGAUUGCGACCAGCCUAAUAGUGCAUUGAUUCCGUUCAAGAGAUGCGUGUUACGUAGUGACGCCUUGACUCAAAUUGAUACUAGUAUUGCUGGUGGAACCAAUUUCUUGAAUGAUUAUAUUUUGAAAUAUGAUGAAAAGAUAAAAAUGAAGCGGAAAUUGAAUAGCACCGGGGUGGUUGGGUUUUUAGGCGAUCCUGGACAAAAAGGAAACGACACUAGUGCCAAUAACGAUGAGAUUGACCCCGAAAUCAGAGACGAAGUUUUGUCAGGUAUCCCACAAGCUGUUGUUGGUGGCGGUAACAACAAUGGUAAUGAACAGCCUCGUUACUCGCGCCACGAUAUUGCUGAAUCAAUACAUCAAUUGUGGGCCAAUGAUUCCGGUAUCAAGAAAUGUUUUGAACGAUCAAAUGAGUUUCAAUUUGAGAGCAGCGCUGAGUACUACUUUGACAAUGUCUUCAACUUUGCUGACCCUAGUUACUUGUGUUCUGACUUGGACAUUUUGAAAGGACGAAUCAAAACCACAGGUAUCACAGAGACCAACUUCACCAUCAACUCCUUCCAAUUCAAAGUGUUGGAUGCCGGUGGACAACGAAGCGAACGUAGGAAAUGGAUCCAUUGUUUUGAUGACAUCACUGCCGUGUUGUUUGUCCUUGCAAUUAACGAGUACGAUCAAAUGUUAUUUGAAGAUGAACGAGUCAAUCGUAUGCAUGAGUCAAUCAUCUUGUUUGAUCAAUUGUGCAACUCAAAAUGGUUUGUCAAUACCCCCUUCAUUUUAUUCUUGAAUAAGAUUGAUAUAUUCGAAGAAAAGAUCAAACGUAACCCACUAAAGAAGUAUUUCCCCGAUUAUAGGGGCAAGAGAGAUGAUGUUGAUGAAGCGCUUAAAUUCUUUGAAACGAAUUUUUUAAAGAUGAAUAGGACCAAUAAACCCAUAUAUGUCCAUCGAACUUGCGCUACUGAUACAAAAUCAAUGAAGUUUGUAUUGAGUGCUGUUGCUGAUAUUGUCAUUCAACUGAAUUUGAAAAAGAGUGGAAUCAUGUGA
Messenger RNA from Lodderomyces parapsilosis, 1344 nucleotides. RefSeq names its product guanine nucleotide-binding protein subunit alpha (gene CAG1). Lineage: Eukaryota; Fungi; Ascomycota; Pichiomycetes; Serinales; Debaryomycetaceae. The transcript has a single exon. Gene Ontology annotation, molecular function: G-protein beta/gamma-subunit complex binding; GTPase activity; GTP binding. Gene Ontology annotation, cellular component: heterotrimeric G-protein complex. Gene Ontology annotation, biological process: G protein-coupled receptor signaling pathway. Bases 1 to 1344 code for a protein of 447 amino acids. The record is from RefSeq and is a predicted model, not a curated record.